GGGCGGUCCCGGGGCGCCGUACCUGCAUGGUGGGAAGGCUUGCUCCCGGGACACGCUUGCUCGGGCUGGUCCCGGCUGGCUCGUCUGCCCUGGGGACUCUGGGACUCGAGGGCGGGGCAGGACACCACCCUGCACGCCUGAGGCUCGGGUGCACGGAGCGCGGCAGGUAGAGAGCAUCGUGGAUCCGCCACGCUGGAGUUGGAGCUGGAGUUCCGUGCGGCCGGAGGGCAGCGGCUCCUCCCGGCAGGCCCGGGGGCAGAGAAUGAGUCCGAAGCUGUGGCGUCCGGGCGGAAAGACCGUGCCCAGAACGUGCUGCGCUGGUUCACCACCGUGGUGCUGUGUGCCGCCUUCCUGGGGCUGGGACUGAGUGUUGCUAUCCUGGGACCCACCUUUCCAGAUUUGGCAAGGAAUGUGAACCGAAACAUCAGCAGUCUGUCUUUCAUUUUCGUGGGCCGUGCCUCGGGAUAUCUGUGUGGCUCUAUGAUCGGAGGAGUUCUUUUUGGGUGUAUAAAUCAUUUUUUACUUUUGGGGGUGUCGCUUUCUGCUACCACCGUUGGUCUUUAUCUUACUCCACUCUGCAGGACAGCAGUCUUACUGGUUGUCAUGAUGUCUGUCUUUGGUAUUUCAAUGGGCAUUCUGGAUACAGGUGGGAACGUCCUCAUCUUGGCCCUUUGGGGGGACAAAGGUGCUCCACACAUGCAGGCCUUGCACUUCAGUUUCGCCUUGGGUGCCUUCCUGGCUCCCUUGCUGGCUAAACUGGCCUGGGGUAUGACAGCACCCGCUCAGAACCACACAGAGUCUGGCUUUGUCUCUCUGAUGCUGAACCGAUCCUCUGGAGCCACCUCAGACUCUCUGUUUGCGGUGCCUGAGGACGUGAACCUGCUGUGGACCUACGCUUCCAUCGGCACCUAUGUCUUAGUAGUCUCUGUCUUCCUGUUUGGUCUGUUUUGUAAGAAACACUCAAAGCAGGAAAAAUCCACAGCAUCUGCUCAGGAAGCUCGAAGAGCUAAAUAUCACUGGGCCCUGCUCUGUCUCCUCUUCCUCUUCUUCUUCUUUUACGUCGGAGCCGAGGUGACCUACGGCUCUUAUGUUUUCUCCUUCGCCACCACCCAUGUUGGCAUGGAAGAAAGUGAAGCAGCCGGCUUGAACUCCGUCUUCUGGGGGACCUUUGCAGCCUGCAGGGGCCUGGCCAUCUUCUUUGCGACACUCUUACAGCCUGGAACCAUGAUCGUGUUGUGCAGUGUUGGCAGUCUUGUCUCAUCUUUCUUUCUGGUCCUUUUUGACAAGAGCCCUCUGUGUCUCUGGAUCGCAACGUCUGUGUACGGAGCCUCGAUGGCAGCCACAUUUCCCAGUGGCAUUUCCUGGAUCGAGCAGUACACCACCUUAACUGGGAAAUCCACGGCAUUCUUUGUAGUUGGUGCCGCCCUGGGAGAAAUGGCGAUUCCUGCAGUAAUCGGAAUUCUUCAGGGACACUACCCAGAUCUGCCUGUUGUUCUGUACACGGGGCUGGGGUCAGCUGUCUUCACUGCGGUUUUGUUUCCUGUGAUGUAUAAAUUAGCCACCUUACCUCUGGGUCACCAGCCAAAAGGAAGAAAGAGUGAGGACCAGAGAGCUUUGCUUUCCAGCUCCGAGCUCAAUGACUGUGAAGAGGAGAAUGAGGAGGAAGAUGCAGAAAAAUGGAACGAAAUGGAUUUUGAAGUGGUUGAAAUGAGUGACCCAGUGCAGGGGUCUGGAAGGGACACCUCUAGAGAAGCCCCGACGGAGCCCACCCCUGAGGUCUCCGAUCAGUUCCUCUCAAAUGCAUACUUUUCAGUCAAUAGCAGCAACUCUCUCAGGAAUCACCAGGACAAAAGGGACUGACCGUCAGGAGAUGAACUACUGAAUGACUUCAUUGAGUCAUCAGCCACUCCUGAAGGCACCACUCAGAGCAGGGCUCUGGCAGACUUUGAGCACGCUUUGGCAAUUGGAAUUUGUGGGUGUCUACAGCAAGCGUUGAAACUGAAGUGUUCUAGAAUUCUCAGAGUCUUCUGUAAACUGCCGAUUGUUCUUGUGCCGUGAGUUCUUGUUCUGAGACAGUUUUAGGGUCUCCACCUUUCGGAAGGCAUCUUCAUGUAAAGAGCUGGGUAGUGUGCUGGAAGUCCACACUGUCGACCAGUGGAGCUGCUUGGCUGAGCAAAUGAUCAUAUAUCCGUCUUCGGCCGGGGGCUUGUGGAGUGUAGCCACGUGAAAGAGCCAGCUUUGGAAAUGGAAAGAUGUUUUUCUUAGUUUUCCCCUCUGUGUAGGGUUGUGCUGAAAAAUACUGCCGACUGUUUUCUUCCUUUUGUGAGAACACAGGAGGCCACCAUUUCUAGAUCAAUUUCUAGCUUCCUCCCUGACUUCAUUUGGUCUCCUGUGAUUCUAGAAAUGCAAAUGAGAUUAUUUCCAAAUUGUAGGGUUUGGGUUUGUUUUGUUUCUUGAGUCUUACUUUAUAGUCCAGGCUGGCCUGGAAUUUAUUAAGUAGCCCAGGUUGGCCUCUUGACUCAACAUCGUGUGUCUGUCUCCUAAAUUUUAUGCUAGAGGUGUGUGCCACCAUACGUGGUGGAACGUGUACGUUUUAAAGUUGUAUAAUCUUUUUGCCAAAACAGCCUGUGAACUUCCAAUGUAAGGUAAAGCAGAAGUGAUGGGUAGCCCCCCGAAUGGGCUACAGCUCGUGGAGACCUGCAGUUUAGCGAGCGGCUGAGCCGCACCACUGCAUUCAUUCAUCAUCUACAACACGCCGCCACUGCAUUCGUUCAUCUACAACACGCCGCCAUUGCAUUCGUUCAUAUCUACAACACGCUGCCACUGUAUCCGUUCAUCUACAACACGCUGCCACUGCAUUCAUUCAUAUCUACAACACGCCGCCACUGCAUUCGUUCAUCUACAACACGCCCCUUUCCCUCCUUACACUCAAGGGGGGUCCUUCAGGUAUUCUAGAAAAUUCUAGUCUUGUUUCCACGCUGUAUCCCAGUCACUCUAUCAUGUUUGUGUAGUGCAGCAGUUCACUGCAUCUCAGAGAUUAUGGUAUAUUUUUGCGGACACUUUAAAAGAGAUUGGUUAUUUUUGUAUACGAGUCUGUAUCCUGUUCAGAGAGGAUCUAGAGACAUUCUGUUGAUUGUAUGUAAUGGGUGUUUGCUCUUACCUUUUUUCUAGUGCUUGUGACUGAACACAGGGCCUUGCACUUGCUGAGCAAGUACUCGGCUACUGAACUAAGUUCCCAGUGUCUUAUGUUUCAUGUACAGAAGCUGCUUUAGAGUUACUCCGUCAGCAGUAACAGUGUGGCCGGGUCCUUUGCUGCCCAUAGUCUGCCUCAGUGACAAGCUGGGUCUGGGCCUUGAUGUUUUAGGACAUGACUCUCACUGGGUUGGGGUAUUAACCACAUAUGGACUGUAAGCCAGGCCAAAAGUAUAGUUUACAAACGAGGCACCAUCAUUUUGGUGACUGGAGAACCCCCGUCCAGGACUACUCCUUGAGUUUGAAGUACUUGGAAACCAAAAUAAGGAGGAGGAGGAGAUAGUGUGAUGGCCUAGGAAGUCAGGGAUGAGGGAUGCUACUUCACAGAUGUGACAGAACCAGCCUGGGCCAUCCUUUGCUAAACGACUUAGAACUCUUCUCAAGUUUUAUGCUGAGUGACAUUGAAUGGCUACCGGGCUGCAAUGCAUUUGCCGUCUCUUGCCAGAUUUUAAGAAUUUGCUUUUUGUAAAAGAAAAAAAAAAGUGCUUUGUUUUUUUCUUAAGUGAAAUGUGACACCUUCUUUAAAAAAAUAUUACAUUUUUUUUUUUUU
Messenger RNA from Peromyscus maniculatus bairdii (prairie deer mouse), 3802 nucleotides. Its product is annotated as sodium-dependent glucose transporter 1C. Gene Ontology annotation, molecular function: D-glucose transmembrane transporter activity. The record is from RefSeq and is a predicted model, not a curated record. NCBI's taxonomy places the organism in Eukaryota, Metazoa, Chordata, Mammalia, Rodentia, Cricetidae.